Molecule: messenger RNA, 2388 nt
Organism: Stegastes partitus (bicolor damselfish)
Lineage: Eukaryota; Metazoa; Chordata; Actinopteri; Pomacentridae
Product: FH2 domain-containing protein 1-like
Exons: 11
Coding region: 1-2142 (713 amino acids)
Source: RefSeq, a predicted model, not a curated record
AUGAAAAAGCUGAACUGGGACACCAUCCCCAGCCAGCGUGUCCUGGGCAAAUUGAACGUGUGGACGUCCAGUCGGCCUCAGAGGGACCUGGUGCUGGACAUCCGGAGCAUGGAGGAGCUGUUCAGUCAUGUAGACAAACGGGCUUCGCUACGCAAUUCAAAGGUCGCUCCUAAGAAGUGUGAUGGCAUGGACAAUUUUCCGCAGGAGCCUCAGGUCACAAUUCUUGACUCCAAAAGAAGUAUGAAUAUUGGAAUCCUCCUCAGACACUUCAAGAGGCCUGUGAAAGAAAUGGUUGAGAACAUUCGUCAAGGGAACUGGCACAGAUUUGAAGCUGGCAAAUUAAAAGAGCUUUGUAAACUGCUGCCAGAGGAAAGUGAGGUGAAGCAUCUGCUAUCAUUCAGUGGGAACCUGUCUGUGUUACCCGAGGCCGACCAGUUCAUGGUGCAGCUGGUCAAAGUGCCAGGCUAUGAGGAACGCCUCAAAACGAUGGUGCUGAGGGAGGAAUUCUUUCCUCUCAUGGAGGACGUGAAGAACUCGGUUGCUGUCAUGACCAAAGCAGCGAAUGAGCUAUUGGACUGUGAUGACCUCCACUCAGUCAUUCGGCUCGUAUUGAAAGCCGGGAAUUACAUGAACGCUGGCGGCCACAGUGCCAAUGCCAUUGGCUUCAGGAUGACCUCUCUGCUCAAGCUGGCAGACACGAAGGCCAACAAGCCUGGCAUGAACCUCGUGCAUUAUGUAGCCAAGCAAGUAGAGGACAUUGACACGGAGUUGCUCACUUUUCCCAGCCAGCUUGAUCACAUUGGGAUGGCAUCAAGAAUUUGUAAAGACGAGGUAAUCACCGACUUUGAGAGGGAAGUCAAGAAGAUCAAGGAGGUGAAAUUGUACAGCAGCAGACAGCCGGGCCUCUUAAAACAAAUGGAGACAUUUCUUUUGAGAGCAGAGGCCAAGAUUGCAGACUUGGAGUCGUCUCUCCUGGAGCUAACAGCGCUGAGCAAUGCUGUUGCUGAGUAUUUCUGUGAAGACCCAGCUACCUUCAAACUAGAGGAGUGCUGCUCCAUCUUUCACUCAUUUUGUAAGAGGUUUGAAACAGCUGUACAGGAGAACCGUGAGCGAGAGGCAGCAGAGCAGAGGCGCCAUAGGAAGGAAAGCGUCCGUGUUGCAGGAAAACGCCGCUCCACGUUGUCUAGCGCAGGAUCCGAACCCAAAAGUGACUCCUCGUGUUUGGAGUCGGCCCUGCACAGUUUCCUUUCCACAGAGGGUCUAGCCAGAAGCAGGAAGAACACGCUGCCCCCAAUCGAAGGGUCUCCCUCCGAGCGCACUUCUCAGGCUGCUCCAUUAUUUAAAAAAGCAGAAGGAACUUCCCCCAGCAGCCGGGAGAGUCCGGGGAAGAAACAAGCCAAACUACAAAAAGAGGACAAGGAAAUGACACGAGUAGAAAACAAUAAAGAAGCUGAGAAGACGCGUGAGAUAAGUCGGAAGGUGCUUCGCUACCAAAGCAGCCUCGAUGGGGACAGAGCUUCAGGCACUCCUCGACGUUCGGAGAGAGAACAAGACAAACCUGCCGUCCCGUGCACCCCUCGGCCUCGAACCAGAGACUUCUUCUUUGCCGAUAACGGGGAUGUGGGUUCGCCGUGGACUAUCCUGAGUCCGUUCCCUUGCCCCCGAAAAAACAAACCCCAGACCCAGCGAAAAAGCCACCAACGCAGACUGUCGUCAACGUACGGUGGAGACGACCACGGUGACGGAGUCUGGGAGACCGAUGAGGGAUGUCAUCGACCCAACUCCUCCAAUCAGAACAGUGUAACAUCUGCCGGUUCCACGUCUCUUCCUGAGUGCGUACGUCAGAGAACUUUGUCGCAGGGUCCAAUUUUGAGAUCCGCUUCGGUGGAUGAAACCAGACAGUCUCCUGCAUCUGGAUUCCGACUCGGAGACUUGUUCCCGAGAAGCGCAUCUCAGAGGUCGCAGUCCUCUGGUUCAAGGACAGAAAGUGUGACAGAAGAAGGAACUGGAGUCUGUUCAGGGCUCAGCAGUAAAGCUGGGAAUCAUAUUGAGGGACAAGCGAGCACGUCUGGAUUUAUAUCGUUCUUCAGGCGCAUUGGAGGCAAAAGUAAACCCGGUGAUUUGGAAGAGCAAAAAUUUUAAAGGAUCUAAUUAAUAAUUUUAUUCAGAGAAAGAGACUAAGCUUUGUUAUAUUGUUUGUGUUUUAGAUUGUUAAUAUUUUUUUACUGUUAUGCUUUUACUCUUCAGUGGAAACAAGGCAAAUGUGGACUUGCUUUGAACUGUGAAGGUUUUGAUUUUUGAGAGUCAGGCCACGUUCAAAAAUCGCUUUCUUUCCUUUUUGUCUUUUUGUGCGCAAUAAAGAGUGACAUUCUAUUAUUUUUAUGAAAA